Messenger RNA from Puccinia graminis f. sp. tritici CRL 75-36-700-3, 1641 nucleotides. RefSeq lists its product as uncharacterized. The transcript has 3 exons. The record is from RefSeq and is a predicted model, not a curated record. NCBI's taxonomy places the organism in Eukaryota, Fungi, Basidiomycota, Pucciniomycetes, Pucciniales, Pucciniaceae. Bases 123 to 1352 code for a protein of 409 amino acids.
CUGAACCUUCCGCAAAGCUUUGUACUUUGGCUUCCUGUUCCAGAUCUUUCAUCUCAUCACAUUCCGCCGCUGCGUUACUGUUGGAUUUAUUACCAGGUUCAAGCGAUCUAUCAACUCACAAGAUGCAACAGGAGGAUCCUAUCGACUUAGUUGCGAGGAUGAUCAGCUGUUUUCAACCGGGUUAUGUGGAGAGGCAGAUGGAAGAAGACGAGUCACUUGCGGAGUUGGUCAUCUCUUUUCGAUCGAUCAAUCCGGAUGAAAAGACGGAAGAAGCAUACUUGGAAAUUAUCAGAAAGACAAUCGGUCAUCUACACGACCGAGUGGACAUCACCAGAUGUCUGAGGAUGAUUCAGAUACUAGAUUUGAAAAGCGUAACUUUGCAAAGAAUGGAACAGAUAAUCUUGCCGGCGUUGAAAGGGAAGCUGCUGUCGUUAUCGCUCGCUUUUAACUCAUCCAGCUCGCAUAAUGAUCCAAAGUCCUGGUAUGAUGUGAUUUUGAACGACUUGAUAGGAAUCUACAACCAUCUGGAGCAGCUUGAGGUCUCGAUGGGCCCGAUUCGGCCUCACGAAAUGACCAAAAGACGAAUCUUUCCAUUCAGAGUCCGCGUCAUUUCACGCCAACUUGCCUACUUGUUUGCCGGCGGACUCCGUCCAUUAUGUGCUGCCUUUGAGAAGUUUGUCGAUCAGUUGAACCUGUCAACUUCAACGGCCAAUCAAGCACUUGAUAUCGCCAGACUGACCACUGUAUCCGUUGAGAAAAUUAACGAUCUUAUUCCAGCGAUCCAAGCACCCUUGUUGCGAGUGGCAAAAGAGGAAUGGAAAGCAAUUGUUGAGGAAAUGAAUUACCCGAGAAAACGGGGCCCCAACUCGCCCGAAAGUGAUGACUCGAUUUCGGAAGCCAGGAAACCAAGACGAGAUAAGUUAAUGAAAGCCGCGACUCCCAUCAGCAAAUUAUUUCGGAUUUAUUUCAAUAAACUUUCCCGAUCUGCGCUCAAUCAAUCAUUAAUAUUUUCUGCUCCAUCGAUGGAGAUGAAAGAGGACCGAUUGAAUCUUUUUUUCCAAAUCGCCCAGGAUACCGAUGAUUCCAUGCAUGAAUUUUUGGACAUGAGCAUCCAUGAACCAAGGGAUCGUGAAGAGCUUCGGGACGUCAUCCUUGAUCUCAAAGACAAGCUUGCUAGAUCGUCGCGAAUCCUGGAAAAAUAUUGGGACUCCUUAUUGCUCAAGGAGGAUCCACGGGUUGAUCAAGAGGCGAUUGCCCAAGCUCGUCAAUGGCUCGAAUCUUGGAACUCUCUGUUUGUCAUUGGGACUGACAAGUUCAUGCAAGUUGCCGGUUAUAGAGGCCUCCGUCGAUGAUCACCCCAAUCACCAUACCGCGACGAGGACCAAGCUACAGUAGGAGGCGGUCUGGCACUGAGGAUCCAUUCAAUUCCGGGUUGAGGCAGACUUGUCGGUCUUCCAAACUGUCUCCUGGAUCUAUAUUGUUGAUCUUGGGCAAGAGGAAAAACUUCGGAAGGGUACUUAUUCGGGAAGAACUGCAUUUUUUUAUCACAACAUCUCAUUCAGUCAAUUUUGCUGCCGAUGGUUUCGCUCCUACUAACACCAAAACAAAACCAAAAAAAAAAAAAAAUCUUUCACAAAGCUU